CCUCUUCAUUAAUCAUUAGUUGAUUUGGAGGCAGCGGGCUGGGAGCAGAGGGCUUUUCCUUCCUGAGUGCCCCAAGCCACUCUGCAGCUCAGAUAGCCACCCCAGGCCACUCCAGGACGGACUGUGUCUCAUCUGAGAGCUCCGGUAUGCAUUGCACUCACCGCCUGCCCCUUCUUCUUCUGGCUGGACUCCUGCUGCUUUCUCACAGCCAGCUAGUCCAAACAUCCCAGGACACAUCCAACCAAACCUAUACAGAGUUCUCACCCAACCAAACCUAUACAGAGUUCUCACAGUCGAACAUCUCCAGCUACCAGAUUGCCUCCGGCAAUGCCAACUUUGCCUUCCGCCUCUACCACCUGAUAGCAUCCCAAAACACUAGGCAGAACAUUUUCUUCUCCCCACUCAGCAUCUCCUUCGCCUUGGCCAUGCUGUCCACGGGGGCUGGUGGGGACACCCAGACUCAGAUCCUUGAAGGCCUGGGCUUUAACCUCACCAAGCUGUCACUGCCUGAAAUCCAUGAGGGCUUCAGGUUGGUGCAGCACAGGCUAAGUCUUCCUCACUCCACCGAGCCGAGCAUCAAGGUAGGCAAUGUGCUGAUCCUGAGCCAGGACCUGCAGCUCCUCUCCGACUUUGUCAGUGCCACCAAAGCCUCCUACGACAGCAAGGUCUUACUCAGUAACUUCAGAGACACGGAGGCUACGACCCGGCUCAUCAACAACUACGUCAAGGAGAAAACUCAUGGAAAGAUCAGGGAUUUGGUCAGUGGCCUGAGCCCUGACGAAAGGAUGGUUCUGGUGAAUUACAUCUUCUUUCAAGGUCUGUGGAAGAAACCCUUUCCAUCCUCAGAAGGCCUUGUCGGUGACUUCUACGUAGAUGAGAACACUGUCGUGAAGGUGCCCAUGAUGCUGCAAGAUGAUCAGCAACACUGGUAUCUUGAUGACAGACAUGUGCCCUGCACGGUGCUGCGGAUGGAUUACAAAAAUGAUGCUGUGGCCUUUUUCAUCCUUCCUCAAAAGGGCAAGAUGAAGGAGGUGGAGCAGGUGCUAUCUCCAGACAUGCUAACAAGGUGGAACCGCUUGCUUCAGAAGAGGUACUUUUACAGAAAGCUCUCACUGCAGUUUCCCAAAUUCUCCAUUUCAAAUUCCUACGCGCUGGAUGAGAUUUUGCCUGACCUGGGCUUCCAGGACCUGUUCACCCAUCAUGCUGACUUCUCUCAUAUCAACCAAGAUGAGAAAUUGCAGUUAUCCAAAGUUUUCCAUAAGGCUGUCCUGGAGGUGAAUGAAGUUGGCACGGAGGCUGCAGCAUCCACUGCUAUCUCGGCCAUGUUUUUCUCUGCUAAGCCCAAGAAACGUGUCCUUGUAUUCAACCAGCCAUUCUUUGCAGUGAUCUAUUCCACCAGCACCCAGAACAUCCUCUUCAUGGGGAAGGUGUUUAACCCUACAGCAUAGCUGUCCCAGGACUAGCGGGUCUGUUACCAGCAUGAGGAUGUGGCUCUCCUGGGAGGGCUGGGUAUGAAUAGCUCUGCAACCAUGACUGAGGGCAGGGAAGGGUCCCUGACUCCAGAGAGGAGCCAAUGAUAUAGGAAGCGGUACGGCAAGAUGGGCUGGAAAGUGAGAGGCUCUCUUAGGAGGGUAACACUGAUUAAACCAAAUGACAGCUCUGAGA
Molecule: messenger RNA, 1665 nt
Organism: Peromyscus leucopus (white-footed mouse)
Lineage: Eukaryota; Metazoa; Chordata; Mammalia; Rodentia; Cricetidae
Gene: Serpina4
Product: serpin family A member 4
Biological process (GO): negative regulation of endopeptidase activity
Molecular function (GO): serine-type endopeptidase inhibitor activity
Source: RefSeq, a predicted model, not a curated record